AUGACCCUGACAACCCCUCCAGAGGCUGACAGACCUAUAGACAACCCUCCAGAGGCUGACAGACCUAUAGACAACCCUCCAGGGGCUGACAGCCCUAUAGACAACCCUCCAGAGGCUGACAGCCCUAUAGACAACCCUCCAGAGGCUGACAGACCUAUAGACAACCCUCCAGAGGCUGACAGCCCUAUAGACAACCCUCCAGAGGCUGACAGCCCUAUAGACAACCCUCCAGAGGCUGACAGACCUAUAGACAACCCUCCAGAGGCUGACAGCCUUAUAGACAACCCUCCAGAGGCUGACAGCCCUAUAGACAACCCUCCAGAGGCUGACAGACCUAUAGACAACCCUCCAGAGGCUGACAGACCUAUAGACAACCCUCCAGAGGCUGACAGCCCUAUAGACAACCCUCCAGAGGCUGACAGACCUAUAGACAACCCUCCAGAGGCUGACAGACCUAUAGACAACCCUCCAGAGGCUGACAGACCUAUAGACAACCCUCCAGAGGCUGACAGACCUAUAGACAACCCUCCAGAGGCUGACAGACCUAUAGACAACCCUCCAGAGGCUGACAGACCUAUAGACAACCCUCCAGAGGCUGACAGACCUAUAGACAACCCUCCAGAGGCUGACAGACCUAUAGACAACCCUCCAGAGGCUGACAGACCUUCAGCCAUCACCAAAUAA
Procambarus clarkii (red swamp crayfish) is the source of this 684-nucleotide messenger RNA. RefSeq lists its product as uncharacterized. NCBI's taxonomy places the organism in Eukaryota, Metazoa, Arthropoda, Malacostraca, Decapoda, Cambaridae. The record is from RefSeq and is a predicted model, not a curated record.